CAUCACCAGAAAAUAAUGUCGCGUACAAGACAUGGUGUCAAGGACAAUGCAACACCAAUCACAUAUAAAAGGUUGAAAUGCGACAUCGCAUUAUUGGCGAAUCCCGUUUCUCAAAUUUUCCCUAAAUAAAAAGUGAUCCUCCACGAAAGGAUAUGUAACCAACCCAUUUUAUCUAAAAACAAUUUUGCUUACAUCUAGAUUCCAGAGUAGUGAUUGAAACAUGCAUAUAGAUAUAGGGAGCAACCCAUUAGAUCCUUUGUUGCUAUAGCUCCAUGUUCUACAUGGGACAUUGGAUCUAUAGUGAACAGAUGACACUAUUAUAGGAAAUGAAAUUGUGUUGUUGAUCGUGAAAUGAAUGAUGGUGAAUGGAGAUAAGGUUCUCUUGUCCAAUUCAAAACACUGUGACAAGUCCUGGUUGGUGGGACCUUUUUGCAAUUUGGAGAGAUCGAUGUUUAUGUAUCCAUAUAUAUAUAUACCCUACCACCACUUUGUGUUUUGAACCAUUCAAUGUGCUCCAUCCAUCAUCACGCGGCACGUACUCGUCUGAAAUAUGUGAAGCUUUUUUGUACUACUGGUUUAGUCCCCAUUGAAAAGCACUCAGCUAGUUUGAGUAAUUUUAAUUUGUAACGUUGGGGGUUUAGUGAUCAUUGAAUAUGUACGUAGCAUCUAAGUUAGUGCUACUAAUUAUGUUGUAUGAUUCUGAGGUGUCAAGGAUCGAGACUCUGUGAAUUGCUUCGAUCAUGUGAAUUGUUUCGAUUUGUUGCUCAUUUUUGUUGUUUAUAGUCGUUGUUAUGAAUUAUCUGCUCCGUACGAGUGUUACUAACAGAGUCUGGUCAAAAUUUUGACAUGACUUGAUUCGGGCGAGCUCAGGGUUUUGUGAAAUUCUCAUGGUAUCUUUCUUUCAAUUAGUAGUUGUUGUUGUGGUCAAUAUCUACUUCGUAAGAGUGCAUUGAUAGCUCCUAGUUGGAGUUUUGACGUAAACCUAAUUUUAUAGUGUUUUCUCGGGUAAAAAUGAAAUUACAAGUAUUAUCUUAGGAUGUGAACAAAACUACAAUUACAAGUCAAUAUCGACCCAAGUAUAGAUUUUGUGCAACUUUCUAAUUCCAGGCUCCCUCAUAUAAAAGCUAACUCAUCGGGUUUGAAGUCUCCACAUGCCUAUUAUACCAUGUGCAAUAUUGUAGAUCUUGAAGAGUUGAACUCGAUCAAAAUUUGUUUUGGUCGAACCACACUCUUAUACCAUGUCAAUAAUCAAUUAAUCCCUAAUAACUCAACUUAUUAAAAGAAAUCCAAAUACGAAUCUUAUACAAAUUCGUAUCACACUAGGAACUUAAUCAAUAUUUACAAUUUCCAGCCCAUGAAUUCCUUAUAAUCUCAUGGCGGUCCAACACCACCACCACCUAAUAUAUCUAAGCGGAAAUUCCUACAAUACCUUGAAGUUAUUGUAACUUGAUGUUUUUGACUUGCUAUAACAGGUUUUACAAGUCGCAUUAUGUAAAUUACAAUAGGUAUUACGUAAUGGUUACGUAAUGUGUGUUUAUCUUACGUAAUAGUUGAAAAAUGUCAUUACGGAAACCUUACGUAAUAAACACUCAUUUUACGUAAUGAAUAUUAACCUUUCGUUACGUAAUCUGUUAAAUCAUUACGGAAGACUUACGUAACGCUUCUAUUUUAACUGUUACGUAACAAUAACUAUCGUUGCGUAAGUUACGUAAUAGAUGCAUACUUUACGUAACAGUUGUAAAGUGUCAUUACGGAAGCCUUACGUAAUGGAUGGUGUUUUUACGUAAUGAAUCUUAAUCAAGUUACGUAAUGUGAUAAGUCAUUACGGAAGUAUUACGUAACACUUCUAAUUUAACUGUUACGUAAGAAAUAACAUUCGUUACGUAAACUUUACGUAAUGAGCUUGUAUUUUAUGUAACAGUUGUAAAAUGUAUUUACGGAAGCCUUAUGUAAUAGCCGAUGCUUUUACGUAAUGAAUAUUAACCUAGCGUUACGUAAAAUGAUAAGUCGUUACGAAAACCUUCCGUAACGCUUAUAGUUUAAUUGUUACGUAAAACCAAUAAACAUUACGUAAGAAACAUUAGUUUUACAUAAUGCGACCUGUAAAACCUACUAUAACAUGUCAAAUAGGUCUAAGUUAUAGUAACUCAGGAGGUCCUAUCUAAGCGCUAAACUACAUAAGCCAAAAAUUGCUCCUGGCCAGUUCAUAUCCAUUCAUCCAAGGCGCCAAAAACAUCAAUUUCUACAAAAGGGCAAAUAAAUUCACCCCCCAAAAAUACAAAAUAACAAAUUGAUAUCCUACCCUUAAUUAAUUACUAUAGUUAUUGCGUAAUGUUCCUACUUUGUUCGUAUAUUUUGGUGGGGUACAGCUCCACGUGGCACGUGAGAGUGACGUGGAUCCUCCCCACUUACGUAAUUUAGGGGUAUUAGUGGAGGAUUAGAGGGGGAAAUUUUUGGAGUUUAUUUAUAUACCCACGUGGAGGUUGGGUCCCUAAUUUGGAUGCGUUUGCCAAUUGACAUCAUCGAGAGAGACAACUACACGAUUGUAUGUAUUAGCAUGGUGAAAGUACGAUUUGUCGUGAUUAAAACUUCAAAUUCGAAACCACAGAGUGAGUAGUGCACCUUAUGUACAAGGAAGGAACAUAUUUGAUAUUUCGGGUUUUUGUGAUCUUAUUUGGCUCGAGAUCAUGUUUGACAUCAAAUUUUCAUUAACAAAUAUUUGAGGAUCUAUUCCAUCACUUGAAGUCUUGAACAUAAUCAAGAGUCGUGUUUUCAUCAUAACUUGAUCGGUGAUUCGGUAUGAAAUAUACCAAGGGGGUUAGUUGAAUCGAAAUCCAAUUUUGAUUUCAAAUGAUCAGUGUAGCUAGCUAAAUAAUAAUUUGUGGGCAGCUUGAAGUACUGAUCGAUCAUUGACAUUUCUUUGAUCAACCGAUCUUAUCAUGAGUAUAUUUUGUACGAUUAUAUAAACUCUUAUAAAUUCGACAUGUUUUGAGUGAAGAAUACAACGUACUUGAGUAUAAAAAAUGAAAAUGAUGAAAAAAUAAAUGAAAGCCUUAAUUUCUAGUCCUACCCACUAGCCGAGAAUCUCAAUUUUCUUGAAUGCCGUAUAGUACUAGUUUGUUUGGAUGUGUGUUUUAUCCUAACUUCAUUGUUGUAUAAAAACAGCUAACGUUUAUAUUCCUUCUUUGUUGUUUGAUUAGGGCUCUAUCAUAACCACCCUUUUAAUUGCUUGUCAAAUUUGGCUAAUUCCGUUUUAGUACCAAAUUACUAUGGCCAAACUAUCUAGUACUAUGAUGGCAUGCAAAAAGUAAAACAAAACCAAGGCAUUAGAGUUGGAAAAGAACUAAUGUUUGGGUAUUGUUAAAAUUCAAUUCAUUAUGAGUCUAAUUAAAUUAAAUAAUUUUACUUUCGGCACAUACUUAUAUUUGAUCUCUUAGUUUGGAUCUAAACUGGACAUAUAGUAUCGGGUACCUAAAAGAAAAUGAAUACUCAAUUCUAUUGCAUUUUUUCUUCUUCUAAUUUUUGCUUAUGAAACAAAAAAGGUUGAAAAGUAAAUUGAAACCGAUUUAAAACCAAUCCAAACUCAAACUCAUUAAAAAUACAUAUGAUCCAUUUGAUUUCGACUUCCGACUCAAUACCUGUAUGAAUAAUGACAAUUGAAUCAAAUUACCCAAUGAGUCGAUCCAUUGUAUUUCGAGAGUGCAUCAUGUGAAUGAUAAUCAAGGCCUACUAAUUCAAUUAGAGAUAAGUUAGAAAAAAUCCUGGUCCUAAAUGAAUUGCAAUUAAUUUACUUUCAUAUUAUACCAUAAUUAAUCGAGUCAUUUUCACCCGAUUGAGGGUAAAAGUCAUUGUCAUUUGUCAACAGAAAGUUUAAUCAUUGGCCUCUCAUAUAUGUCCAUUAUGAUGACAAGUGCAUGAUUGUUGAUAACUUUGAGAUAAUGCAAGAAUUUCAGUAAUUUUUUUUCUUACUCUUAAACUUAGUUUGGACAGCUUACCUAAUGGUGCAUUUUUUUUUUAUAUCCAUAAAAAAGUUUAACUUAAGCUAAUCCUAAACCAUGGGGAAUGAUUUCAGAGUUCAGUAGUUCCAUAGACUCGAAUGGUUUAAAAUAUUGUAUAUGGGAGGAUUCUGGUGAUUGAGCUCUCGUUACUUAUCAAUUCUAGGCAAGAAUCCUUGGAAUAUAUAUGGUGGACAUGCAUCUAGUGAUCUAGAUGCUACGUAGGGUUUGGAUCUGACGGUCAAAUGAUUCUUGGCUAACGAGCAAGCAGAUGUGUGAAGACACCAACGUCGCGAGUCUAAAACGUCGAACAAAUUGUGUUUCGCCAAUUGAACACUCAAUGACAAGCUAGCAAUCAUACGUGAUUCACAUAUGUAUGGUAGUUCAUGAUAAUACAUUUUAUAAUUGACAUUUUUAGUUAAGUAAUACAGAAGCACUAUGGAGAAUGUCAGGUGAGAGGGAAAAAAACCCCUACUAGAUGAAAUGUUCUUUAAAUAAUUAUCAUGUUCCUCUUAUAAGUAAAAUGUACUAGUAAUGGUCCACCAAAAUUAUUUAUUCUUUCUAAUUGACACUAUAUAUAUCAAAAGAUUGUAAUGAUCUAUCCAACCAACAACCAUAUAUAUAUAUAUAUGACUUCUUGCAUUAUGAAUGAAACCCACCCCAAAUCACACAAUAAUAUUCCAUUUUCUUAUGACAAAAAGAUAAAAAAAAACUGAUAAGAAAAACCACAUAAAUAAUAAUAAAAUCAUAACAGUUUCGUGAUUGUCUUAGUUUAUUUUUAUACUAUUUUAUUCUCACCAUCCAAUUUUUCGAGUGCUGAAUUUUUUAUUUGUUAAAUUAAUUUAGUUUCCUACCAUCCAUCUAUUUUCUCCAAUUUUUUUAAUUUCCCCAAACGCCAAAAAAAUGAAUAAUGCAGCCCAAAUGACGUCCAAAUUCACCUCAAAUGAAACCCCCCCUUCCCUCUCUGUAUAUAUACAUGAACUCUUCUUCAAUCCCGCCUUAUGAACAAGGUGGGGGAAAAAAGGAAGAAGAAAUGGACUCCUAGCAAUUCAAUUCCCUCUUUCUCCUUUCGCCCUUUCCAUUUCUUCUUCUGAAUUUUUUUCCUCCGUCGGCCGGAGUACCUUCCUCGAAAAGGGCGGGAAGAAAAGGACCGGCCGCCGGUUGCGCGGGAAAAAAAAAACCCCUUUAUGAUACGUACGCCGCCGCCCGCACCACCACAUGGCGAAAGGCAACAGGAGGUUGACCACCAGCCGCAGCGAACGCCUGCUCGGGGCCUACGGCGGAGGCUAUAGCAACGGCCACCACCACGCCGGCGAGUCGGAGCUCCGGGAGGAGGACGUGUGGUCCACGCUCCACCAUGACGACGAUAGCCGUUACGAUGGGGACAACGGGUCGCUGAGCGAGUGGAGCUCACGCACCGGAAGCAUGUCCAUGUCGACGCGCCAUCGGGCCCCACGCAGCGGCGGCGGAGGCGGCCUGUCGUUGGCGUUCGAGGAUUCCUCCAAUUCCGUCUCCUCGGAGAAAAUUCAGGCGGCGGAGACGGCGGCUACGGCGACGAGGAUUCUGCACCAAUUCCGCGGCGGUGACCGGGCCGGAGGUGGGUCGCGACACGUGGCGUCGUCGGCUCCGGUGAACGUCCCAGAUUGGAGCAAGAUCUACCGGAUCGACUCGGUGGAAUCGCUGCACGAAAUGGGCAACGGUGGCGGUGGAGGGUUCGGCGGCGGCGACGAUCACGACUACUCGUCUGACGAGAUGGUGCCGCCGCACGAGUACCUGGCGCGUGAGUACGCGCGGGGACGGAAGAGUGGAGGGGCGUCGGUGUUCGAGGGGGUGGGGCGGACGUUGAAGGGGCGUGACCUGCGGCGCGUGAGGGAUGCGGUGUGGAGCCAGACCGGGUUUUACGGCUGAGUAAAAUUCGGUUACCUGAAGAAACCACCCAAAAAAAUAUUUCUUAUAAAUAUAGUUUCUUCCUUGCCAUCCUUCCUUGUUCAUCUCUUGAUGUUUAUUUUGUCUAUGGUUUAGAUUGUUUUUUCUAGAAGUUUUAUGGUUUGGGCGAUGAUUCGGUUCGGCCGGGUUUACUGGGCGACGAAGGGAGUUGAGUCAAACCAGCCGGCAACUGAGCUCAAGCUGUUUUCUUGUUGUUUGUUUCUCGUCUGAAUCAGAAAGGUGGGGUCGGACGGUUUGUGGUCUCAAAGCCAAGUUCCAUAAAGAGGGCUAUUUUGGUAAAAAUGUUAAUGGUAAUUAAGUUUUUGAACUAUGUUCUUUCUAAUUACUAUUAUUUAUGACAAAAUUCAUGCAUCUUUGAAUACCAAACUAUCUUAGGGGUCGUUUGCUUCAAGGAUUUGGUACAUGGAUUUGGUACCAAAAAACCAACUAUCAAGGAUUUAGGUACAAUCCUUUGUUUGUUUGCACCUUUUUUGGAGACCAAAUCCGUGGGGCCCACGGAUUUUAAUGGUCCAAAUCCGUGGACCCCACGGACUUAUAAAUCCCACAUGUUGAUGUGGGAUUUGGAAUAUGGCAUAAAUCUUUGAUGAGAUUUUACCCAUAUAUCCUCAUGCACUUUUAAUAUUCCAAGGUUGCCCUCAAAUUUAACUAUUAUACAUUAUAAUUAACAAUAAAUGAAUAAUAUAAACGUUCAAUUAAUGUGCAAACAUGAGUUAGAUUUUUUAUAUCAUUUCUUGUGUUCUAGUUUUCUUUGACAUUUUCAUGGAACGUGUAAUUCUCUGUUCUCCCGAUUCUAAUAUAUGUUGUUAUAUGUCACUUUUGAAAAGGAGGACAAAGAAUUGGUAAUUGAUUAUGUUACGUUAAAAGUUAAAACGGAAUUUUCUCGUUUAUUAUUAUUGUCCAUGUGGCAACAUUAUGCUUAUUAGUAUGUAUUGUCCUUGUUUUGUGUACAUAUCAUAAACAUGUCAAACAUAUAGAAAAUGAUAGUAAGGUAAUUUUGAAUUUUUGUCCUUGUUUUGUGUACAUAUCAUAAACAUGUCAAACGUAUAGAAAAGGGCAGUAAUGUAAUUUUUGAAUUCAAGUAGUAAAUCCCACACCUUUAAAUCCAUGAUAAAAACAUCCCAACAAACAAAGGAUUGUUACAAAUCCAUGAUGCCUCAAAUCCUUGAUAAAUCCUUGGGUUUUUAAUCCAUGAUAAAAACAUCCCAACAAACAAAGGAUUGUUACAAAUCCAUGAUGCCUCAAAUCCUUGAUAAAUCCUUGGGUUUUUAAAUUACAAAACCCUCAUUUUUAAAUCCAUGAAGCAAACGAACCCUUAAUGUAAUAAAGAUAAAGAUUGGAUUUCCACUUCUAAUGGAAGGAGAUGGUUGGGAUACAUAUAGCACCGGUUUGACAGGAUCAGUGAUGCAGUUGAUGAUUCUUUAAAUAGAGUAUGUGUUUCGUCGAAGCUCAUAAAUUCUAUAAUGAAUAGAUGAUUGAACGAAGAAAGAAUGAAAAUUUUAGAGAAGAAUGGAGUUGAUGUUUAAUUUUCAUUCGAUCAGGAGAUGGAUUUAGACCAAAUUAAGUAUGCUACAAAUCGGUGUUUGUAAAUGUGAAUGGUGAAGUAGCUGAAUGGCAAGCUUCAAUAUGAUGUGCUAUAAAUUAAUCCAAAAACUCAUAUUGUGAGGUAGUUCAACCGACUCUCAGAAGUAAACCUGCUCAUCUAAUUCAUUUGUUUAUACACUUCUGUCAACUUGCUUAAGAUUUGCAAUUGAAUUAUAAUCGCCUUACUCGUCCUUUACCCACAAGAUGAAAGGAAGGAGUUUUCACUAUUCAACUUAAUUAUAUAACUCUACCUUAACUUUGUUUGUCGCAUAUUCUGUAAGCAAUAUCAUUUCAACCGUUAGUACGAAAUCGAAACUGAAUGGACCACAAUCUAACAACUUGUGCCCAAUGGCUCUACCUUUGGCCAUCAAGUCAUCGCCCUCAAUUAACUUUGGCUUACCUUUUCAGAGAAAGUGAUACGCUCAUCCACUCACAUCCUUCCAAUUGCAAACUCCCAUUUCCUCCUUUUCCAUGGACCAGUGAAUUUGGCACUCCAAGCUCCAUAUUCUUUCAUCGAUCACCAUUGCUAUAUAAACAGAAAGUGUUAGAUGCUACUACGUUAAGUACAGGUUCUCGUCCCAUUAAGCUGGCUAGCCAGAUUAUUUGGUGGACUUGGAACAAAUUAAAGAUGGAGCGUGAAAUUCUAGAUUCUGAGCAAUUCAAAGGUAUUAACUAAUUCAACUGUUGAAAGAAAUUUUUAGAAGGAUCAUUGUUUAAUAUAUAAUUGUGAGUUGAAAUAGAAAUUUAUUAUUAUUAUUAUUAUUAUUAUUAUUAUUAUUAUUAUUAUUAUCAUCAUCAAAUGACACGUUUAUCCUUAACUAAAAGACUCAAAAUGGGUUGAGAAAUUAGAAAUAUAUAGAAUUUAUUGAUGAGGGACUACUAGGUCGAGUGACUUGAAGUCUGCAAGGGGAGCAGGCCUAGCCGCCCAGGGCCCAGGAAGCCUAAUCCAAUUUGUUGGACUAGGGCGGAGUGGGCUGAAAAAAGAAGGCUGGGCCUCCAGUAUUGGGCUGAGACAUUCAGGCAGUAGGUUAAUAUUUUCGGAAAUCGGUCGGUUAUUCAGAAUUUUGGUUCGGUUCAAACGAACCUGAUUUCCUAAAUUUCCCCUAUUUACAGCCGAAUUUCGAACCUAAUUACAAGUACUUUGGUUUCGGUCGAUUUUUAUUUGGUUCGGUAAAACCGAACCUAAUGCCCACCCCUAAUGAGGGUAUUUGGUGGAAUAAAUAAGAAAGAAAGAGAAAAGGCAGAGAAAAAAAUUCACAAAUGAAGAUUUAGAACUCUUUGAUCAUGAGAGAUUUGAUAAAUCUCGAUUUUAGAGAUUUGAAAUCUCUAUACCUAAAAUUCAUGAUAAAAAAAAUAGUAAUACAAAUUGUUUUUUUAAUGAUUAUAUAGGUUUAUUGAAUCCACAAACCAAUAUUUUUCUUCAAACGACUCCAAUAUGAGAGAUUAAAAUCACCUGAUAAUUAUAUCAUGAUAAAAAUCGGACAUAACUAGACUUAAAACUAUUUCACAAAUAAAGAACGGGACGGGAUGGAAAAAGGAAGGUACAAGUAUUUCUAAUACGUUUAACUAACAAACGAGGCUUUACUCUAUUUUUGGGUUGAAAAAACCCUUAAAGCUAGACUAUACGACUCCCACUUGAACUAUAAUAAUGGAUCAAUAGUUAGUUCCAUAUACUAUUUAUCAGGAUAAACAGUCGUAAUUAAUUUGUUGUUUAAGG
This is a messenger RNA of Linum trigynum, 9240 nucleotides long. NCBI's taxonomy places the organism in Eukaryota, Viridiplantae, Streptophyta, Magnoliopsida, Malpighiales, Linaceae. The record is from the annotation of a GenBank genome assembly.